Messenger RNA from Klebsormidium nitens, 1940 nucleotides. The record is from the annotation of a GenBank genome assembly. Lineage: Eukaryota; Viridiplantae; Streptophyta; Klebsormidiophyceae; Klebsormidiales; Klebsormidiaceae.
CACACGCUUAUUACAUACUGAACAUCCUUCAGCUGCUUUCACUUUUCCCGUGUUGACAGAUCUUCAAACUGGUGGUAGGCCUUCCUUUGCGCUUUACAUACAGUACCCGCGCUCUAGCUUCUGGUUCUCUGCCUUUUGGUGCCCCCUUCCUGUCCGAGUAUCUGCGCCUAAUCUGACGCACCUUCUCACGUUCACGUGCGCUAUUGCAGAGGUGUCAUACCAAGCAGCACAGCGUGCAAACCUUCUCAGAGUCAUGGAGCAGCGCCCUCACCGUCAAUGAAUGAGCUGUUCUUCACUCAUCAUCUUAAAAAGUUUUCUGGCCUAGUACCUAGUUAACCAAGUUUUGUGGACGUCAAAGGCAAGGAAUCUGGCCAGGGGCAGUGCAGCGCUCCGCUCUCACUUAUCAUGAUCCUUCCUUCUCAGGAUGUCAAAAACACCACUAGCUUACGCGCUUAUGCUGGUUGCCCUGUGCGGCUUCUUCCUCUUCACCAAACCGGGGGGCGAUCUGAGGAAAACACUGAGGGGUGCUCGCAAACACGGGCCUCGGCUGAAACUUAUCAAAGAGGAUUUCAAUCUGGAGCUAGAGCACAUUCCUUUUGACCCGGUGAUAGCAGAGGUGGAGCAGAGGCGGGAGGAUGCGUCCUGGGAGAGGGCACACGCAUCAGACGUGCAGGGGCAUAAACCCGAAACGGCGCCCAGAACCGGCCACCCCGCCACAGGCAUCGACGACUUUCUCGACCACCACCUCGAGGGGACGCCCGACCUCGACCCCGACUUUGACGACGACGAUGACUACAUCAACUACCUCGAGGACGGCUUCAACUUCACGGCACGCAUCGAGGCGCUAUUUCCGAUGAUUGACAAAGACAGGAACGGGGCGAUCACGCUCGGGGAGAUGUGGGCCUGGCACCGGGAGCUUGCGACGAACCAGAGCCUGCACCGGAGCGAUCGGGAGAUGUCGGUGAUCUUGCACGGGAAGGAGGGGAAGGUGACACUAGCGGACUACUUGCACGACCCGAACGAGGGAAAGGAAGGCGCCAAGGAAUGGUCGGAGCAAAGUCUGAAGUGGGUAGCUGCCAGCAGACGGAAGUUUCCGCUAGCCGAUGCGGACGGGGAUGGGAAGCUGGACCGGUUUGAGUUCAACGACUUUUUGCACCCGGAAGACAGCGAUAACGAGAAGCUGCAGCGAUUUGUGCGGGAGGAGGAGAUCCGGGAGCGGGACACGGACGGCGACAGAAAGCUCUCGUUCGCCGAGUUUCUCGAGGGCAUGUACGACGUGUUGCGGGAUGUGAGAGCAGAGGAAGAGGAGGACGCCCGGUUGGGAGGCCCCGAUCACCGGCCCGACGGCCCGGGCUCCGACAUCGACGACCGGCAACGGCGGCCGGGGGGGCAGUGGUCGGGGAUCAAGCACCGGACGGACUACAUGCGGGAGCAGUCGGCGGUGGCGGACCGGCGCUUGAAAUGGGCGCAGCGGCGGUUUGAGGAAUUGAACCGGAAGCAAGACGGGUUUUUGACCGAGGACGAGUUGAUACCAGUGAUUGAUACGCUGAACCCUGGGGAGAGCUACUUCGCCAGGCUGCAAGCAGAGAGCCUCCUAAACCUGGCGGACGACAACAAAGACGGGGAAUUGUCUCUCCAGGAAAUGUUGAGGCACAAACAUUCAUUUUACCGAACGAUAGAUGAGGACGACGAAAUUUUCAUACAUGAUGAGUUUUAAUGGUAAUUGUCUGCUUUGAUCAGGUCACUUGCCUGCUCUUAACAUGUAGCUAAUAUGCCCUUAGAGGGUCAAAGGUUAAAGAGUAGAAGGGUGUGAGCAGGUAGGCAAAGAGACGUUUCAGUCUUGAGAAAAGCAGCGUGUGACUCUUGCACUGAUGGAUCCAACUGGAUGGCAUGGUCUGGGUGCUCAUACUUUAUGCGCGGCAACCGUUUGACCGUCGGAC